UCCUCACAUGCCCAUAGACACCGCAGGGCGCACGGUGCCCUCCUCCUCCUCCUCCUCCUGCUCUCGGACCUGAAUUCAUUCUCUGAAAUCGAGUCGCACCAUGGAUGCUACUAUUUACGAGAUCAUUUUUGGAGAGCUCGGGGACGUGAAUUGUAGUUUGGUAGAGGCUUUCCAGGACACUUUUUUGGAAAACGCUUCAGUGUCAUUGCUGAGCGCUGACGGUUUAUAUUGCAAUGCCACCACCGAUGAGAUUGGAACCUGCUGGCCGCGCAGCAGCAGCGGCAGGAUGGUGGAGAGACCCUGCCCGGAGUACAUCAAUGGAGUGAAGUACAACACAACCAGAAGCGCUUACAGAGAAUGCAUGGACAAUGGGACAUGGGCGUUGAAGAGCAAUUACUCCAAUUGUGAACCCAUUCUAGAGGAGAAGAGGAAAUAUCCAACGCAUUAUAAAAUAGCGCUGAUCAUCAACUACUUAGGCCACUGUAUCUCUGUGGGAGCCCUUGUCGUGGCCUUCAUUCUCUUCUUGUGCUUAAGGAGCAUACGAUGCCUACGAAACAUCAUCCACUGGAAUCUGAUCACCACUUUCAUACUGAGGAAUGUUAUGUGGUUUUUGCUUCAGCUGAUUGACCACAAUAUCCAUGAGAGCAAUGAGCCUUGGUGUCGAUUAAUUACGACAAUAUACAACUACUUUGUGGUGACAAACUUUUUCUGGAUGUUUGUUGAAGGAUGCUACCUUCACACAGCCAUCGUAAUGACCUAUUCAACUGAUAAGUUGAGAAAGUGGGUCUUCCUCUUCAUCGGCUGGUGUAUUCCAUGUCCUAUAAUCGUAGCCUGGGCCAUUGGAAAGCUGUAUUAUGAAAAUGAACAAUGUUGGUUUGGUAAAGAGCCUGGGAAAUAUAUGGAUUACAUUUACCAGGGUCCAGUUAUUCUUGUGCUUCUGAUAAACUUUGUUUUCCUCUUCAACAUAGUAAGAAUUCUCAUGACCAAAUUACGGGCUUCAACCACGUCAGAAACAAUACAGUACAGAAAAGCCGUGAAAGCAACACUAGUCCUGCUACCUCUGCUGGGCAUCACCUACAUGCUCUUCUUUGUUAAUCCAGGGGAGGAUGACAUCUCACAAAUUGUGUUCAUCUAUUUCAACUCCUUUUUACAGUCUUUUCAGGGGUUCUUUGUGUCAGUGUUUUACUGCUUUCUAAACGGAGAGGUCCGUUCGGCAGUAAGGAAACGGUGGCACCGCUGGCAGGACAACCACGCCCUUCGAGUACGAGUGGCACGAGCCAUGUCCAUCCCCACGUCUCCCACCAGGAUCAGCUUUCACAGCAUCAAACAGACCACAGCUGUGUGAUGGAGGGAGCAGACACAUAAUCUCAACUGCAGCAUCUAUAGGGAGCAGACUUGUAACUUGCGUCCACUACGGACUAUGAAAUGAUUUGCAGAACUGACUAAUUCCUCUACCAAGGCCACCAUAUGUCCAGUGUGACUGAAGAGCCCAUGAGAUUUAUUUUACCUGAUGGCAAAGUCUAUUUUAAGUGCACAUGAAGUACAUAAGGUCGUAAGAGGAUUCAUUUUGUUAUAAUAUAUUAUACAUGACUUACAGGGUUGGGGAUUUUCUGACAAGCGGCCAUAAAAUGGCAUCAUCUUCAUCAUCAACAUCAUCAUCUCGAGUCUUACUGUGUUCUUAUCACUGCCACCUUACUGCUCAUUAGCGGAGAAAGAUAAUUCCACGGGAUUUGCAGUAGGAUUUCUCAACAGCCCACUUGUACGAGCAAGCCACUCCACUGUUUCUUAGAGGCGGGGCAAAGAGAGACACUUGAAAGUUGAUUGAUCAUGAUGCACUCACAUGUUGCCAAAUGGCCAUUUGUAUUUAAAAAAAAAAAAAAAAAAAAGCUCUUUGAGUUGCGUGCUCCUUGACAUCAACAGCUUCUUUACUCAGAUGGGAAAGAGGCUUUUUGAAAAACCGUACAAAAAAGAGCUUAUGAUUCCGUCAGGGCUCUCUGUAGUGAAAAGGGACUAAAAAUGUUUAAUGUCAAGUAAACAAUUGGCAUUCAUGAAAACACAAUCCUGAUGCAUAUGUCGUGGUAACUGUGAGCUGUGGCUAUUUUAUACGAACAAGCAAGGAGCCUUUAUAUAAUGUGUCCUCAAAGGGUCUGAGUCCUUUUUCUGUCAGUCAUCUUUUAUGCAACACUGAUUCUUUUGGUCCUGUACUGUAUGGUGGUAAACAUUAUUAAAAUACUUAGUUACAAGCUAACCUCUCUGUUCUGGCUGUUUGAUCUCACCACUAAUUUUGACACCCCCUUUAUCCGACUAUUCUCUCUUCUGGGAAGGACAGUGUCAACACGAGGAGCAAUUUGAUGCAUUGUCUGUUAGAACUUCUGUUCCAGAUGAGCAGAGAUAAGAUUAUAUGUAUCAUUGUAUAGACUGAAAGCAAUUCAGAGACAUUUACGGUAUGUGAUGUAUACAUAUGUUAAGCGCAACGCAGGGAUUUAUUGUACAGGCGCAGUGGAAGCAGAUUAUACUCUUUUUGGCUUUAUGAAAUCCUUCAGGCUUUCUCGUAAUCAGUGUCACAACUAAGCUUCUGGUUCUAAACGAGAGAAGCUUGAUGAAGUGAGAACCAAUUGCUUCCCUCAACACUUGCCCUGGUCAGGUCAACAUAUACGGGCCGCCUGUAAUGCCAGCUCUUAUGAGUCCUGGGGCUGCUCAUGCAACCAUAAUGGACACAACCAUGCAUCUGAUUUGGCAAGGCCUCAAAAUAGUUUUGUUUUCUGUUAAAGGGUAAAAAAUAGAGAUGAAAAAUUUGCUUUAAAACUUAUGUUCCCUUGUGUGUGUCCACAAAGAGGAGUUUUGUUUUGCCAGAUUACAUGAUGAAGAAUGUUAGAAGAUCUGUUUGACAUUUUGGGAAAUACUCUUAUUGGCCUGCGGAGAUGGAUAGCAAAGUAAAUGUCAGUCUUAUAUCUGGUUUUUAAUUAUAAUUCUAUAGUAGGUGUUUGUUUUUAUGUAUAGGUUGAACAAAACAAGCCACUUCUGCAAAUUGCUGUAAGUGAGCAGCAGUGGAGUAGCAGCUUCUCUCUGCCUCUGGUUAUAUGCUAAUUAAGCAUAUUCCCCAAAAUAUCAAACAAGUCUUGAAAUGGAUAUUGUUGAAAUGACUUUGUUGUGUAUUUAUUUAUGUGUUAUUUAUUUAUUUAUAUGCAUAUUUACUUUGUAAAAAUGUCUUGAAAAGACUGUGAGUAAAUGUGUUUGAGGGUGUUGUACAGAACAGAAAAUAUUUCAUCACGUCUUGAUGUAAAAUUAACUUUUCAUAUUUGUAUUUUGUAAACUUUUGUUACAUUACAGCGGACAUUUUUUUUUGUUGUUGAUGUGCUGCUUGGCUGGGCCGACGGGGGCCGGUGCAUUAAAUAUUAAUCACAAAACGACUUUGAUGUAAAUAUUUUACCUGCAUUUCUGCAGCAUCACAACUUGUGCAGCUGUAACAAUGCACACCCUUCCAUGGCACAAAAACACAAGAGUAUUAAAUUCCAUUAUAGUUGUGAAAUAUUUUCAUAUUGAAAAUUUAAAAAAAUGACAUGUAUUCAAAUUCACCAAAGAGACCAAUUAUGUUUACCAACAUACAGAUUUUAUAUUGUCUACUUAUUUCUAUAGUUUCCACUAAACAUUAUUGAUUAAAUCUUGUUGACUUUAUUUUGUAUAUCAUUUGCUAAUUUACUGUACAUGAAGUGUAUUCAACACAGUUUGAUGUCAGACCUACUAAUUUUUCUGGAAACCACCCAUGUUGCCUUACAAACAAAAGGAAAUUGAUUUUUUUGUGGAAAAAAGCUCUUGUCUCUACAAAUGAAGCGUCAUUGUGUUACUGCCAUGACUUGUACAUGUAUGUGUGAAAGAAAAGCAUUAAUUUGAAUUAAAAUUGUACUCUUGUU
Molecule: messenger RNA, 3911 nt
Organism: Amphiprion ocellaris (clown anemonefish)
Lineage: Eukaryota; Metazoa; Chordata; Actinopteri; Pomacentridae
Gene: crhr2
Product: corticotropin-releasing factor receptor 2
Exons: 12
Coding region: 101-1345 (414 amino acids)
Biological process (GO): long-term synaptic potentiation; adenylate cyclase-modulating G protein-coupled receptor signaling pathway; cell surface receptor signaling pathway
Cellular component (GO): axon terminus; dendrite; plasma membrane
Molecular function (GO): G protein-coupled peptide receptor activity; corticotrophin-releasing factor receptor activity; corticotropin-releasing hormone receptor activity
Source: RefSeq, a predicted model, not a curated record